This is a messenger RNA of Fonsecaea multimorphosa CBS 102226, 1125 nucleotides long. RefSeq lists its product as uncharacterized. The transcript has 2 exons. Lineage: Eukaryota; Fungi; Ascomycota; Eurotiomycetes; Chaetothyriales; Herpotrichiellaceae. The record is from RefSeq and is a predicted model, not a curated record. Bases 1 to 1125 code for a protein of 374 amino acids.
AUGUCGUCUAGCUUUCUACCUGAUCUUUCCAACGACAGCAAGACCAUCGGCCAUGCCCUACCGCCUGCGUUUUUCCUUCCCCGUGCUCUACCGCUUCACAGCAGCACGAUAUUUCGCAAACAGACAGCCGUGCAACACCUCUCAGAGACUAUGGAGGAAUUGUAUCGUUCUGCUCUAGCUCGUCUCCAGCUCGAGCUGGAAUUGCCUGACAAUAUUGCAAAGCGGCUUGACGCAAAGAUCAAACAAGUGAUUGUCCCUCCUUUCGUGCCAGAUGCUGGCACCUCCGUCCUGAACUACGGGCUCGACUUCGAGGCCGUCGCCUGUUCCGUUAGUGGCUGCCCUGAGUUCAGGCCUUAUUUCGAGAGAACACGUUCCAGAAAUUGGGAGUCGUCCUUCAACAACGCUAUCUAUUACUGGGCCCAUGCCGUUUGUGGUGUUUCAGAGAUCUAUAAAAAACAAAGGCCGGUGACUCGAAGAUCAUUAGACACCCAGCAGUCGCCGAAAACACCCGAGAGGCUCCCAGAGUCCAUGGUUGCCGGUGAACCAUCCACUACUCCAACAUUCUCAGCUUCUUCUACUGCCGCUGUCUCGCCGGGUUUGCCAAACGACAUCUUUGUCGCUCCUCAAGGCAGCUCCAGCCAAGCUGCAGGGGAUCGCUGGAUGCGACUCUGGCCUGGCAAAUAUGACCAUUGCAUCGAGAUCCGCGCCCUCAGCGGCACCCAAGAAGAAGUAUUGAGCGGGCGCAUGGAGGAGUUAUUCCAUGUGCGUUGCCCUAUGAAGACGCGUGGGUAUGACUAUGUCUUGCCACACUGUCGAAGGUUUCUGGAGAAACACAGAAAGGCUCCGCCCGAUGCGGAGGUCAAGCUCUUCUACUACAUCAAAUGGCCGAACCUAGCCAGCCCAACUCGGGUGUUGAUAGAGGAUAACAAGUCGUGUGAAAGGGCCUACGACUUCUGGUCAACCCUCGAAGAUAGCAAGAUCCCGUUCAUGCUCUUUCUGGACGACCUAAAGUACAGUCACUCGGUAUCGACACUGCCCCCCACCCCGCAGAUAUCUCCCAGACAAGGGCUCGAGAACUCCCAAGACGUUUCGCGAGGCAUGUUCCAUCUGUACGGAGGCCAUUGA